GUUCAUCUCUUCAUUAUCUGAAAAUUAGUGAAACUAAAACCCUUUAGCUGCGUUCUGAUGAACACAGAUUUGGCUCAUUCCUCAGGGAUUUGAGAUUUAUCCUUCAUUUUUAUCACAUUUUAUCCUUCCUGAUUGUUAAAUUUGUUGUGUUAUCACAACAAUUGGCAUCAGAGCCGUUUCUGUCCACUCAAAAAUUCCAUCCAAUUUUUUUUUCUACUAUGUCUCUCAAAGAUGUUAACGAGAAGAUUGAUAUGAACACAACAGAAAUCACUAAAUUACAAACUGAUGUUUCUGCGUUAUCAUCAGAUCUAUCUUCUAAGUUCGAUUUACUCAUGAAGAAAUUGGAUCAAUAUCACAACAAUCAACACAGUUCAAAUAAAGAAGGUGGUUCUAACACAGUAUUAUCGGCAGAUUUAACAAACAAUGAAAGUUCCGAAGGAUUUUCAUCGAGUGUUAAUCAAAGGGAUGAUACCCUAAUUGCUCCAUCUAUUGAUGAUGAAAAAUCCGCUACGAAGUCAGUAGUAGUAGAUUCAAUUCCUUCCGCUGUCAUUGAAGUGGGUAAUUUUUCAUAUGUGGAGUUGCUUAUUUUUGAUGUCGAUGAAAUCGAUGAUUCUCUCGAGGUGGACUUGAUUCCACCAUUUUUCUUUGUUGAAGAAGAAGACAUAGAUCCACUUAAUGGUGUGCGUUUACAACUUGAAAAUGUGGAAUGUUUGAACGAUUUGUUCUUUCUGCACAACAAAAUUCUAGGGACAAUCACCCUAGUGCUGGAGCUCCAUUUUUCACUCAAGCAUCUGUUAUUGGUGGGGCUUGGUAUCUCAAGCAAGGGCAGAUUAUACAUGCACCAGAAUUUUUUUAAGGAGGUUGAGAACUCAGCUCCUUCUCAUGGGAAUUCAAAUUCUUCAAGGGUGGUUGUCUGUGGUGUACUUACAGUCGGAAUUCGGUUUAUUCCUUAGGGGUUUCUGGAGUGCAAUAAUGGGUACAAAUGACAUUCUUUCGCAGCUUCAACUUAGUUUCCCCACUGCUAUCAAGGUCCUUCGUGAUGAAUUAUGGAAGAGUAGUGAAUUCUUGCAGCUUGUGAGAAGAUUGAACACUCAGGUCUUACUCAUGGUACUUCAGGUUCUAAAUGUGUGGUUGUUCAUUGAAGGCCUGAGGUGGACAUUCAAGUUGUUUUCAACUAGUUUAUGGAGUGGGAGAAGUAUUGAUGUGAUAGUUCAUUUCUCAACUUAUGCCACUGCUACAACUCAAUUUUAUUUUUCCAGAAUCAGGUUCUUUUUUCUCUCUCUUUUGCUUCUACAUGAAGUCUAUGACAGACUUUUAAUUCUUACGGGGAUUGUGCAGAAAUAUUUACAUUCCAGUUUGAUUUAUUUGCGUACAUUUUACUGGGAUUGACUUCUUACUUCAUGUUACAACCAAUUGCUGUGGGGAUACAAAUGCAAUUCCACUCAAUAUCCUCAUUGGUGUUACACGUAUAUGUGGAAAUUUCCUUGUCAUGAUCUACCUAAUGCUGCACAAGUCUUCUAUGGUGAAUGGUUAAAAGUCACCGAUAUACAUGAAAACAGAGAGGUCUUGCUCUUGGUACAUCAAAUUCUUCACAUGAGGCUGUUAGUGGAGUAUUUGAGGUGGAAGUUCAAAUUGGUCCCCCCUGAAUUGUGGAGUCUGAGAAAUGCUAGCUGGAUUGAUAACAGUUUUAUCUCAGUUGUGUGCUUUAACGGGAACAUGAAUUAUAGAAGCAAUCGGUUCUGCAAAGCUGAGGUCCAUCAUCAACUUGCAACCAUUCUCAUGAGAUUACCAAGUUGGCGCCUAACUACUACAAGUGGACUUUUGAUGAUACGAAAUGGUACUAACACUUUGGGUUGUAACUGGUCGUUCAGAGAACUAGGGCUUGAGACGAUAUUAUGGGAUUCUCAUUCUCAGAGAUGGGAUGCUGUUUAUGUUUAUAUUUACAUAGAGGUGCAUUAUGAAGAUCUUUAUUCGAUUACAAGAAGUGGUGCAAUGGGUACACCUAAAAUCUUCGCGCACAUGUUGGUUACGGAUAAAGCAUCUGAUGUGUUUGUUAUAAUUCAUAUUGGGAUGACUUUGCUGGAUAAGGGCUGGAGGGGAAUCAAGCUUGAGAUUUCUCGCAAAUUGCAAGACAUGACGAAAACCACUAUUUCCUUGGCCAACACAGCCUCAACUGUUUUCAAAAGAAGUGAAAUUAUUUUUAUUCAAGGGAGGUACUUGUGGUACUCACCAACAAGAGGUUCUAGCUGGACAACAUUAUUAGUGACAGAAGGGAGAGUUAAGGAUUUACUUGUGAGGUUUACCACUCGGAUAAUAGAGCAGUUGGAGGAUCAAAAUGUAAAUGCCAACAAACUCACACAACUCGCAACCAAUAAUCAUGGUCAGACUGGAACAGUUCAAGAAAGGGACGCAUAAUUUUUUCUUACUGAAAUGGAUACUUUCAACUUUCUCUUAGUAUUCACACAAAUAGUGAGGGUCUCCGUUGAAGUUUUUGUGCAACUGGUUGAUUUCAAGUGAGGCGCUGUGGAAAUGUUUGAACCUUUCACCUUGCAAAUGCAGUCACUUACACUCAGUCCACACUCGAGCAGUUUCACUUAGUUCUCAUCCUCGAGGACAAGGAUGUUUUCAAGGAGAGUGGAAUGUCACAGUGUGAAAGGUAGGGGCUAUCGUAAUGGAUGCCAGUAAUAGUUAGUUGAGGGUGCCAUAUCAUUUUCUGUUUAGUUAAUUAUGUCAGUUGGAUCUGUGACACGUGUGUCCGAUACGUUGAGGUAGUCUUAAGGUUAAUCUUUAGCUAUAAGGUUGUAAGAAGAGUUCAUCUCUUCAUUAUCUGAAAAUUAAUGAAACUAAAACUCUUUGGCUGCGUUCUGAUGAA
Papaver somniferum (opium poppy) is the source of this 2872-nucleotide messenger RNA. RefSeq lists its product as uncharacterized. The transcript has 2 exons. The coding region runs from base 219 to 953 and encodes 244 amino acids. NCBI's taxonomy places the organism in Eukaryota, Viridiplantae, Streptophyta, Magnoliopsida, Ranunculales, Papaveraceae. The record is from RefSeq and is a predicted model, not a curated record.